AUGCAAAUCUCCAGAUUUCGGAAGGGUAUUAUGAAGCCCUUCGAGAAUUUGACUGCAUUAGAAUCGUUGGUUCAAUGGUUAAGAUUGAUCUCAUCGACCCUGAUAAUUGCGCUGGGAAUAGUAGUUACAGUGGGGCCGCUGACAUCACCAAACGCAUUGAGAGUGGCACAGUUCGAUACUAGACCUGCAGAUAUUACCAAAGGUCUUUUCGAAGCUUUAAAGCAUGCAGUGGAAGUAUUUGGUUCUACAGACGUGAAUAAUGGUGUGGGUAUGACGACUUCAGAAAUAUUUAUCCUCACUGAGUAUACUGAGGGUCAAAUUCAAAAUAUUCCUCAAUUUAUUACUUUAAACUUGUAUGGUCGUUGUGAUAUUAGUUAUGAGACAAAGGAUAUAGAGGGACCCAAGGGAAUAACGCAGGUGAGAAAUUCUACCAUCUCUCAGAGUUGUCAUAGGACAGGGCCUGGUUUUAUCUUUGACUAUCGUAGUGUACUGUUACAACUGGGAUUAGACAUUGUGCUUGAUUACGCUUAUGAUAAAAGUGGAUCUUCAUCUGAAUCGAAUAGUUACAAUGAAUAUAUGUCGAGCAUACGACAUCGGAAAGGAGAGAUGGUUAAUUUACUGUAUGCUGUGAUAAGUCUAGAGAUUUGCAUACUUGUGAUGACUUUUUGGUAUUACAUUAUUAAGGGAAGGUUCAUUAAUCCAUUUAAAGAAAGGCUCCUCAUGCAUUCCAUAUCGCUAUUAUCAUUCACCGUUUUCAUAUGUUCAUUAACUAGCAUUAUUACAUUGACUUGUAUUAAUUAUAACCUGAGGGAUCGUGUUAGAAACGAAUUAAAGGCAUUUGGAUUUUCUUACAGUUUGGGGACUUCCUGGUUAAUGAGCAUGUGGUUCAUGGCUGUAUUUGUUAUCGUAUCGACUCUAGUUUGGUCAGGUUUGGAAUGGUGUAUCUCUGAUUCUCAGGACUAUGGCGACGAAACUCAAAAUAACAUUUUAUCCUACGAGCCAGGUGUUUUUAUGGAUGAGAGUGAAUUGAGAGACUCAAACGAUGGAUUUGAGGACGGAGAAAUGUACCGCUCUAAUAAUAUCACUAGUGAAACUAACGCUGUGCGUAGAUCUGUAGACGGUUAUGAAUCGGACUGCGCAGAAGAGUUGGAAUUACAAGACUUAGCACUUUACUCAAGUGAAGAUAGUGGUUUGAUGAUGCAGAGAACAGUGAAACCAUCUUCAACCAUGCAAUUUUGA
Messenger RNA from Zygosaccharomyces rouxii, 1239 nucleotides. It is a transcript of the gene ECM7, whose product is annotated as Ecm7p. Gene Ontology annotation, cellular component: cell cortex of cell tip; plasma membrane. The record is from RefSeq and is a predicted model, not a curated record. Gene Ontology annotation, biological process: fungal-type cell wall organization. Bases 1 to 1239 code for a protein of 412 amino acids. The transcript has a single exon. Lineage: Eukaryota; Fungi; Ascomycota; Saccharomycetes; Saccharomycetales; Saccharomycetaceae.